Psylliodes chrysocephalus is the source of this 712-nucleotide messenger RNA. The record is from the annotation of a GenBank genome assembly. Lineage: Eukaryota; Metazoa; Arthropoda; Insecta; Coleoptera; Chrysomelidae.
UCUGCAGUUUUCCAAUUAAUAUCACCGGGUAGGUGUCCUGUAAUAAAUAUUAUUUUUUACAAGGGUGAUAAACUAACCUCGAUCAAUGAUUACGUCAAUAUAGUAAAGGAUCUAAUUCAGACAAAAUUAAAAAAAGAUAGAUGAACUAUUCCAAUAUAUAGAGGCAUUAAAAUCGGAACUCAAUCAAAAGGUCCUACAGAAGGUGCAAACUAAUGCUUCCACUUGUACGAGUGGCCCGUCCACUAGUUCUCCACCUUCUUUGUUCUCCGAGGCUCUUCAAAAUCAGCCUUCUUAUAUAAUUAAACCAAAGAAUAAACAAGAUUCCCUUGCUACCAAAAAUGAUAUGGUUAAGAGUAUAAAUCCUAUUUCCACAAAUCUAAAUUCGACCAAAGCAGUUAACGUUAAAGAUGGCGGUCUUAUGGUGAGUUGCAAAAAAUCAGAAGACUGUCAUAAAUUAAAAAAGAUGGUGGAUGAACAUCUUGGAAACAAGUAUACUAUCAAAGAAGUGUCAGUGUUAAACCCUAAAUUUAAAAUUGUUGGAAUAUCUGGAAAACUGUGUGAUGAGGAUCUUAUAAAUUACCUGAAAAAUCAAAAUAAAAAGGAAGUAUCCGGUGAUCUUAAAAUUAUUUCUAAUGUUCCUCUAAAUAAAAAUAAGAAACUGUAUCAGGUAGUUGUCCAGUGUGAUAUAUCUACUUAUAAAAAAAUGUAUUAG